Molecule: messenger RNA, 1405 nt
Organism: Glycine soja
Lineage: Eukaryota; Viridiplantae; Streptophyta; Magnoliopsida; Fabales; Fabaceae
Product: UDP-glucose 4-epimerase GEPI42-like
Exons: 6
Coding region: 122-1177 (351 amino acids)
Biological process (GO): rRNA processing; galactose metabolic process
Cellular component (GO): cytosol
Molecular function (GO): UDP-glucose 4-epimerase activity; RNA binding
Source: RefSeq, a predicted model, not a curated record
UAUUUGAUGGGCUUGAAUUGCGGUGAGUGACCGACAGUUGGAUUGUAGUGGAAAAGAUGAAAUGAGAGAAUUAUUAUGUGUCUAUAAUAAUAGUUAUUGAAAGUUGUGAGGAAGGAGGAGGAUGGUGUCCCCGAUGUCAACGGUUCUGGUGACGGGAGGGGCAGGCUUCAUCGGAUCCCACACGGUGCUUCAGCUUCUGAAGCAGGGCUUCAGGGUUUCCAUCAUCGACAACCUUGACAAUUCCCUCAUCGAAGCCGUUCACAGGGUUCGCCGCCUGGUCGGUCCUCAUCUUUCCAACAACCUCACCUUCUUCCACGGAGAUCUCCGCAAUGUUCAGGAUUUGGAGGCAGUGUUCUCGAAAAGCAAGUUUGAUGCGGUGAUCCACUUUGCUGGGCUGAAAGGUGUCGGCGAAAGCGUUGCAAAGCCCCGGCGUUAUUACGACAACAAUCUAGUGGGGACUAUAAACCUUUUUGAAGCAAUGGCUAAAUACAAGUGUAAAAAAAUGGUUAUAUCAUCAUCGGCAACUGUUUAUGGGGAAGCUGAUAGAGUCCCAUGUGUGGAGGAGGAGGUGCAUUUGCAGGCCAUGAAUCCGUAUGGAAGAACAAAGCUGUUCGUAGAAGAAAUAGCCAGAGACAUCCAGAGGGCGGAGACAGAAUGGAGGAUCAUUCUGCUUCGAUACUUCAAUCCGGUUGGUGCCCACGAGAGUGGACAGAUUGGGGAAGAUCCAAGGGGAAUCCCCAAUAACCUCAUGCCUUACAUUCACCAAGUCGCCGUUGGCAGAUUGCCUCAGCUCAAUGUUUAUGGUCAUGACUAUCCCACUAAAGAUGGCACCCCGAUCCGGGACUAUAUCCAUGUAAUGGACUUGGCAGAUGGCCACAUUGCUGCCCUCCGAAAGCUUUUUGCAACAGACCACAUCGGUUGUAGUGCCUACAAUCUUGGAACUGGGCGUGGCACAUCCGUGCUUGAAAUGGUUGCUGCCUUUGAAAAAGCUUCCGGCAAGAAAAUUCCAUUAAAAAUGUGUCCCAGAAGACCCGGGGAUGCUACUGCUGUAUAUGCAUCUACGGACAAGGCUGAGAAAGAACUUGGUUGGAAGGCAAAAUACGGUAUAGAGGAAAUGUGCAGGGAUUUGUGGAAUUGGACAAGCAAAAAUCCAUGGGGAUACCAGGGGAAGCAUUAAAUGAAAUUGGGUUGUACUUGGAGGAGGUCUUCCUCCACCAUAUCAUAUCAUCUCCACUCCAGAUAUAAUAUGUUGAUGUUUCUUUUGUUGAUACAAUUGAUUGAUUGAUUCUUUACACUACGUAUGUUGUUGGCCUAAAUAAUUGUCUGAUUAUAAUUUUUUAUAUUGUAGAAAGGACCACUUUGAUGAGUCAUAUAUGAGAAUUAAUUUAAAUGAUUUCCCACGAAA